CGUUCCCUUCCAGAGCGGACAUUUUGUUUGCUUUUGGAUUAACCCACCAGGUUGGUCCGUUUCGCAGAGAGGUGACACGAGAGGGAAAACACUGGAGGAGGCGUUGUCUCCCCUGAGCUGAGGCGGGCCUGAGGGUCGCGUCCUCGCACUCGCCGAUCGUUAAUGACCCUCUCCUCUCCCUGCGCCUUCUCGGGUCCGCAGGUUCGGGUGGAGGCGGCCCCACUGACGGACGAGGCGCAGGUUCCCACGAACUCAGAAGUAAUUAUGGACCCUGUGCAGGGGCAGGUGAACUUUGAGGACGUGGCCGUGUACUUCUCCCGGGAGGAGUGGGGGCUCCUUGAUGAGGCUCAGAGGCUCCUGUACCGCGAUGUGAUGCUGGAGAACUUGGCACUUACGGCCUCGCUGGGAUAUGAAUCUUCCAUGUCCCUCGGGGUUGCCUCACUGGAGCUGGGCGGCAAGCCCUGGGUAUCUGACUGGGCAGACGUUACUCCAGCCAGGACCAGAGAGGCUCAGGGUUCUUGGCAUGGAACGGAGGACGAGGAGACAGCUGUUGAGCAGAACAUUUCUGUGGGUGUGUCACAGGUCAGGACUCCCAAGGCAGGCCCUUCUACCCAGAAGGCCCACCCCUGUGAGACUUGUGGCCCACUCUUGAAAGACAUUUUGCACUUGGCUGAGCCCCAGGGAACACACCCUGGGCAGAAAUCAUACACAUGUGGGGCAUGUGGGAAACAGUUCUGGUUCAGUGCAAACCUUCAGCACCAGAAGCAGCACAGUGGAGGGGAACCCUUCAGAGGGAACGAGGGCGGCACCUUGCUUGUGGACAGCUGCCCUGUCGAACCAUUGGAGAUGCCUUUUAUGACCGGGAAGGGUUAUAAGGACUUCCCAACUAGCUCAAGCAUUUUCCAGCACCGUGCCCCUCAUAGCAAUUGGAAGCCAAACGGUAACGCCAAAUGUGUGGAGGCCUUUCACAGUGGACAAAGACAUUACGAGUGCAGCGAAUGUGGGAAGGUCUUCAGCCGCAAAGACUCACUUGUCCAGCAUCAGAGAGUCCACACUGGAGAAAGGCCUUAUGAGUGCAGCGAAUGUGGGAAAACCUUCAGCCGCAAACCCAUACUUGCUCAGCACCAGAGAAUCCACACUGGAGAAAUGCCAUAUGAGUGUGGCAUAUGUGGGAAAGUUUUCAAUCAUAGCUCCAACCUUAUUGUACACCAGAGAGUCCACACUGGAGCAAGGCCUUACAAGUGCAGCGAGUGUGGGAAAGCCUACAGCCACAAAUCCACACUUGUUCAGCAUGAGAGCAUACACACUGGAGAAAGGCCUUACGAGUGCAGCGAAUGUGGGAAAUACUUUGGUCACAAAUACAGACUCAUUAAACACUGGAGCGUCCAUACUGGGGCAAGGCCCUAUGAGUGCAUUGCCUGCGGGAAGUUCUUUAGCCAGAGCUCUGACCUUAUUGCGCACCAGAGAGUUCACAAUGGUGAAAAGCCCUAUGUGUGCAGCGACUGUGGAAAAGCCUUUAGCCACAAACAUGUACUUGUUCAGCAUCAUAGAAUUCACACUGGAGAAAGGCCAUAUAAGUGCAGUGAGUGCGGGAAGGCCUUCAGGCAAAGAGCUUCCCUCAUCCGACAUUGGAAAGUUCACACUGGAGAAAGGCCUUAGUAUAGUAGGGAGUAUACCGUUUCCUUGUGCAACAUAGCAACUGACACUAAAGAGAAGCUCUGAGAUUAGCCUUCCGUGAGUAGUCAUCAGCUGGAAGUUGAACCUCAUACGUUUAAACAUCCACCCUGGGGAGGUUGAGUCAGAAGCUUUCUGGUACAGUGUUGUACUUUAUAACAUGCCCAGGACCUUUGCCAGAAUUCUGUGGCCACCAGUGUCUCUGAAGAAAAACCAGCCAUGUAUGGAAGGGCAGAGUCCCACAUUGCACAAGUCACCCCGACGUGCUCUGAUAGGCAGAUCUCUGCUGCUCCUCCCUUUCCUAGAGGGAAUCCUCAGUAGUAGAGCCCAUUAAAAAUCCUCACUCCUUCCUGCCUUUGCCUCCAUCAGCUUGUUUAAGCAAGGACAUGACUCAGUUUUGGUCAUAAGCUUGCAAGCUUUGUUCUGCUGGCUGUUUGCAGAGAGGGUUUCCAUUUUUCAUGGACUUUGUUAGUCCCAUUUUGCACUUAACAAUGGAUUUAUCCAGUCUCCAAGUCACCUACUUUGGGAAUUGCCUGCCUCACGCUGUUCUGUUUUUGCGAGCAAUACCUUAGUUUUCCAACUACCUUUAGUCUUAGGGACUCUGUUCACUCUGUGGGUUGUACUGAGAACAGGAUUGGGCUCUGCCGGCAUGAAGGGAGGAACAGGUUUUGUGAGAACUCCAAAUGCGUCUCAGUGGUGGUAGCAGAAUGGCAAAGAACGGCUCUCGUUUUAGUUUUAGUCUAACUUGCAUCACUGCUCAAGGCUGUCUGUGAAAGAAUACUGAUGUUGGUGGGUCUAAUAUUUUGGCCUGUAUUCCAAGAUUAUUUGUGUAAUCAAGGUCACCCCGAGUAGUGGGCAGUUGUUGUGACAGUCUCUGGUGUUCUGGGAGCAGUUUGAAUUGAUUCCCUUGUUCCAGAGGGAUGUUUUAUGUUCCCAUAUUUUCUUGAGGAGAACUUGGCCCCUUGAGACCUGCGAAUGGCCCUGAAAUCUACUAUUAGUAGGAAGAUGUCCCUGUCCCCUAAAAAGACUAGGUAGGAAUCGUGAUUGGUACGGGGACACUGAUUAAUAGGGAAUUGGGAGCAAACUGUAGGGAAUGUGACUCUUGUAAAGGUAUAUCCACAUGUUUCCAUCACUGUGACUUCGGUAUGAGGGCUCAUGGAAAUUCUCAGGAUUCCCGUAUUUGUGUCUCUUACGGCUACUGUCACUGUCAGCAACCUACAUUUUCUGCAAUAAACUGUACUUAUUUAUAGUAUACAAUUCGGUUAGUUUUGAUAACAUGUUUGCAUCUGUGAAAGCCAAGUUUUCUGAUUUGCCCUCCAGUCCCUCUCCUCCUUACCCAUUCCUAGGCAACCACCCAUCUUGCUUUCUGUCAAUGCAGAUUUUAUUUCCUAGGAUUUUAUAUGGAAAAAUAUACGUCUAUAGGUAACACUUUAA
Molecule: messenger RNA, 3108 nt
Organism: Neofelis nebulosa (Clouded leopard)
Lineage: Eukaryota; Metazoa; Chordata; Mammalia; Carnivora; Felidae
Gene: ZNF772
Product: zinc finger protein 772
Exons: 5
Coding region: 163-1659 (498 amino acids)
Biological process (GO): negative regulation of transcription by RNA polymerase II
Molecular function (GO): DNA-binding transcription repressor activity, RNA polymerase II-specific
Source: RefSeq, a predicted model, not a curated record